Rhizopus microsporus ATCC 52813 is the source of this 1698-nucleotide messenger RNA. RefSeq names its product DEAD-domain-containing protein. The transcript is spliced from 5 exons. The record is from RefSeq and is a predicted model, not a curated record. Bases 1 to 1698 code for a protein of 565 amino acids. Gene Ontology annotation, molecular function: nucleic acid binding; RNA helicase activity; ATP binding. Gene Ontology annotation, cellular component: nucleolus. Lineage: Eukaryota; Fungi; Mucoromycota; Mucoromycetes; Mucorales; Rhizopodaceae.
AUGUCACAAAACAAAGAUCAAACGUUUGCAGCAUUUGAUUUUGACGCUCGAUUAAGCAAAGCCAUUGCCCAACUUGAUUACACUCGUCCUACACCUGUCCAAGCUCAAGCUAUCCCACUAGCACUCGCUGGUAAGGAUAUUCUAGCUCGUGCUCGUACAGGAAGUGGCAAGACAGCUGCUUAUGUUUUACCCAUCCUUCAAAAGAUUUUGGUAGAGAAAGAGUCUUCGAACGCUACACCUUCUAUAAAGGCUCUGAUACUUGUACCUACUAGAGAAUUGGCUGAACAAGUCACGACACACAUCAAUAAGUUUUUACUUUAUACCAAUCAACUGAUCAAGGUUAUCAACUUGGCUGGCACUAUGUCUGUACAGCUGCAAAGACCAUUACUUGCAGAAAAGCCUGAUAUCAUUGUAUCUACUCCCAGUAAAGCAUUAACUCAUUUAGAAGCAAGCAACAUGGUUCUUUCUACCUCCCUUACAAAUCUUGUCAUUGACGAAGCAGACCUUGUGCUCUCUUUUGGAUAUGAAGACGAUUUACGCAAGAUCCUGUCUCAUUUGCCCAAACUAUACCAAUGCUUCCUUAUGUCUGCCACAUUUACUAAGGAAAUUGAAGAGCUCACUGCACUCUUGCUUCGAAAGCCUGCGGUUUUGGAAUUAGAGGAUACAGAGGAAGAAGCCAGCCUGCUGACCCAAUAUAUCGUUCAAUGUACCGAGUUUGAAAAGUUUUUGUUUACUUUUGUGAUCAUCAAGCUUCGUCUUAUUAAGGGCAAAAUCUUGCUGUUUGUGAAUGAUAUUGAUAGAUGCUACAAGCUCAAGCUAUUUCUAGAACAGUUCUCUAUCAAAUCUUGCGUGCUAAAUUCAGAAUUACCUUUGAACUCCAGAUAUCAUAUUGUAGAAGAAUUUAAUCGUGGCAUCUAUGAUUACUUGAUUGCUACAGAUGAAUCAGAGUUAAAGGGAGAAUUAGAUAGCGAAGACGAAGAGGAUGACGAAGAAGAUACUAAAAAAGACAACAAGAAAAAACAAAAGGUUAAAAAGGACAAGGAAUAUGGCGUUUCUCGUGGUAUUGAUUUCCAAGGAGUAGCAGCCGUCAUUAAUUUUGAUUUUCCUGCGUCUUCUAAAGCCUACACACAUCGAGUUGGGCGUACAGCACGCGGUGGCAAUCAAGGCAUGAGUUUGUCUUUUGUUGUGACAAAAGAUUUAGUAGAAGAUAGAAAGGACGUCGGUCGAGGAAAAGGAGUGCAUGAUGAGGCUGUGUAUGAGCGUGUCAAGAAACAACAAGAAGCCAAAAAUGCUGAAUUAAAGCCUUACAGCUUUGAAAAAAAGAACGUAUCUGGCUUCAAGUAUCGUGUGGAGGACGCGUUGAAGGUAGUGAAUAAAGUAGCUAUUAAAGAAGCAAGGAUAAAGGAGAUCAAGCAAGAAAUUCUGAAUUCAGAAAAGCUAAAAGCACACUUUGAAGAUAAGCCAAAGGAUCUAGAAUUCUUACGUCAUGACCAUACACUCCAACCAGCCAAAAUUCAGCAGCAUCUAAAGCACAUUCCGUCAUAUCUAAUGCCUCGUAUUACAGUGCCUACAGCCAUGGCUAAUGCAGGAGAGAAUGUGCCAUUCCACAGUGAAAAGCGAAAGAGAAAGGGUCACUUUAAAUCCAACCAUAACAACAAGAAACGAAAGGAUCCUUUAAAAUCCAUUCGCCGACGAUAG